GCUCACGUCAUCCACCGUCGACGGGUCUUGGCCGGUGACGUAGUGUGCGUCCUGCGGGAGAAGUUUGAAAAUAAACGUGAAACUUUUUGGACGUUUAACGUGGUCGUCUGUCGUUGGCUUCUCACUCACUUUCGACAACAACAACGAAGCGAAGUUUGACGUCGGACGCUCGACGCCUGCGUUCAGGCAGUGAUGUCUUCCCCCGCAGACGUCCGCCUGUCGGCCGCCGCCGCCGCGGACGCUAAAGCAGAUCUGGCCGCGCUGCUGGAGGAGUGGGAGGAGGUGCAGCGCGGCCCCACGGAGCAGCUGGUGUCCAGUCUCACCAGGAUGUCUGAGCUGAUUGAACGGGAGACCAGAGAGUAUCACAAGGCCGACCCCGAUCCGUUCGAUGACCGGCAUCCAGGUCGAGCGGAUCCUGACUGCAUGCUGGGGCAGCUUCUGAAGAUGCUGUUUCUGAACGAUGACUUCACUAAUGCGCUGUUGGACACGUACAUUAUGAACAGCAGGGAGAUCAGCCUGAACACAGCAGCCUCUCGUCUGCUCCAGAACAUCAUGCCGGGCCUGGACACAGCGGUCGUCUUCCAAGACAAGGAAGGUCUGAUCGAGAAGCUGUUCGUUUGGGCUCACGAGGCAGAGCGGCCGCUGAGCGUCUACGCCACGGGUCUGCUGGCCAGAGCCAUGAGCAACCAGGAGGUGGCGGCCAACUACCGGGAGCAGAACCAUCAGCUGAUUUCCAUCGUGAUUCAGCGUCUGCGUCAGCUGCAAACCGACGAGGCCAUGGGUUCCAAGAACCCCCCCCAGGAUCUACCUCAGGAAUCUGGUGCUGUCACCACCAGAACCUCCAGAACGUCAAGACAAGAGCCAGACAGCGCGGACGGAGAAAGCGUGGGAGCAGAACCGGUGUCUCAAAAUGGAGGCUGCAGCAGCAGCGCUGAACCCAGCUCCAUGCGAGCGCUCCCAGACUUCGUCUACCAAGCAGGCAUGGAUCCCUCCACCGUUGGGACCAGGCACAGGCAGGGAGGAAGAGCAGGAGGGAAGAGACCGACACCCAAGGAGAACGGGAGGAAGGCGAAGCAGAAGCUCCCGACUGCGGAGGAGCUGGACAGAAGCGACUCCAGCCAGAAGCCGACCAGCAGCACCUCGUGGUCCGAGGUGAGCUCCGUGGUGAUUGGCUCAGACUAUUGCCUGUCUCCACUGAGCCCGGCCAUGGAGCAGAGGCUCAUCCUGCAGUAUCUGACGCCGCUGGGAGACUACCAGGAGCUGCUGGCUGUCUUCAUGCAGAUGGACGCGCUGUCAUUGCUGAUGAGCUACAUAGACCUCACACACACCAACAACGUCCAGCUCACCUACGAUGCGCUGCUGUAUUUGGCGUCGCUGCUCCUCCAUAAGAAGUUCUCAGCAGAGUUUAUCGCCCAGGGGGGAGUCCAGCUGCUCCUGGACAUCCCCAGGCCGUCCAUGGCUGCAACAGGAGUCUCACUGUGCCUCUACUACCUGGCCUACAACCAGGACGCCAUGGAGCGGGUGUGCACGCUCCCCGACCCGGUGCUGUCCCGCAUGGUGGCCUUCGCCCUGUGGCUGCUGGAGUCGUCCCACGCGUCGGGCGUCUGCCACGCCACCAUGUUUUUUUCGAUCAGCUUCUGCUUCAGGGUGGUGCUGCAGCUCUUCGACCAGCAGGACGGCCUGCGCAGACUCGUCAACCUGGUCAGCACCCUGGAGAUCCUGAACACGGAGAGCGAGCGGUCCGACAUGAGCGACGACCAGAUCUUCUCCCACCGGCAGAAAGCCAAACACACCUGCAUGGCCCUGCGCAGGUACUUCGAGGCUCAUCUGGCAGUGAAGACGGAACAGGUCAAACAGUCCCUUCACGGUUCAGGAGGCGGCGCCGUCCCCCAGCAGCUGCACUACAAGGCCUACGUUUACACCCGAGAGCAGGUGAUCGAGAUGAUGGAGUUCCUCAUCGAGUGCGGGUCUCCUCAGCUGCACUGGGAACCGGUGGAGGUCUUCUACAAGUUGUCCUGUGUUCCCCUGAUGCUGCAGCUGAUCUCUGCGGCCUGUGACUGGAAGACCUACUACGGCAGGAGUGACGCGGUGCGCUACGCCUUGGACAUCCUGGCCAUGCUGACGGUGGUUCCCAAGGUCCAGCUGGUUCUGGCAGACACGGUGGAGGUUUUGGAUGAAAACCGAUCCCCUGUUUCCACCAUAGGUAUGAGCAUCGUUCUGGGCGUGGCAGAGGGCGAGGUAUUUGCCCAAGAAGCAGAGAUCCAGAAGUCUGCUCUGCAGGUGGUGAUAAACUGCGUCUGUGCUCCAGACCAGAACAUAAACACCCCCCCCAUCAAGCCGCCCCUCCACCCCCAGCAGCCCCCGGCCCCCCACAACCGGGUGCUGGUCCACAUGUGGCAGGUGGUGCAGAACAACAACGGCAUAAAGGUGCUUCUGUCUCUGCUCACGGUGAAGACGCCCAUCACAGACGCAGACCUCAUCCGCUCUCUGGCCUGCAAGGCGCUGGUCGGACUGUCCCGCAGCUCGGCCGUCCGGCAAAUCAUCAGCAAGCUGCCCCUGUUCACCAGCAGCCACAUCCAGCAGCUGAUGAAGGAGCCGGUGCUGCAGGACAAACGCAGCGAGCACGUGCGCUUCUGCCGCUACGCCGCCGAGCUCACGGAGCGGGUGUCGGGUAAAGCUCUGCUCAAGGGCAGCGAGGUGUCGCUGGCGCGUCUGCAGAAGGCCAACGUGGUCGCACAGUCGCGCAUCACCUUCUCUGAGAAGGAGCUGCUGGUGCUGAUCAGGAACCACCUGCUGUCCAAGGGGCUCCAUGAGACGGCCAGCACGCUGGCGAGAGAGGCCCAUCUGAGCGUGGCCUCCAGCCUCCCCCCGCCCCCCUCCAGCCUCACCCCUCCUCCCCCCCGGCCCUGCCGCCGCGCGUCCGCCCACGUCGCCUCCUCCCCCCUGUCCCCUGUCGCCUCCCCCUCCCCCGCCCGCUCCCUAGCGACUCUGCACCCGUCCUCUGCAUCCGCCUCUGCCCACCUCACCCCACCCCCCCCUCCUCAGGGGCCGGCGCUACAUCCAGUGGGCCGCAUUCUGUUCUCACGGGAGCGUCCAGUGUCCGUCUGCAACUCGGGGAAGAAACUCCGGGCCCUGAAGCAGAAGUCCGACCACGGUGCUUUCAUUCAGACUCCAGCCAUGAAGAAGCAGCCGGAGCACCACCUGCCCUCCCCCCCGACGCUCGACGGCAUCAUCACCGAAUACCUGCGGGAGCAACACGCCCGCUGCCCCAACCCUGUCACCACCUGCCCCCCGUUCUCCCUCUUCACCCCCCACCGCUGCCCCGAGCCCAAGCAGAGGCGCCAGGCGCCGCUCAACUUCACCGCUCGCCUCGGCAGCAGGGUUCUGUACCCCAGGUACGGCGGCGUGGACCGAGGCCCGCUGGACCGCCACCUGAUCUUCAGCAGGUUUCGUCCGAUGUCCGUCUACCACGAAAGAGACGGAGACGAGAGCGGCUUCACCUGCUGCGCCUUCUCCGCCUGCGAGCGCUGCCUGAUUCUGGGAACCUGCUCCGGACACAUCAAGUUCUACAGCAUGUUCUCUGGAGACGAGGAGGCAGACUACACCUGCCACACCUCCGCCAUCACGCACCUGGAGCCCUCCAGGGACGGGAAGCUGCUGCUCACCUCUUCUUCCUGGUCCACUCCCCUGUCGGCUCUGUGGAGUAAGGACGGUGUCUUCAGCAUGAAACACUCGUUCGUGGACGACCACGAUGUCGAGUUCAGUAAACUCUGUCAGGACCGAGUCGUCGGCACCAAGGACCAAGUGGCGCAUAUUUACGACAUUCAGACGGGCCAGAAGGUUCUGACGCUGAACGAACCCGCUUUGGCCAAUAGCUACAAGAAGAACCGCGCCACCUUCAGCCCCACGGACGAGCUGGUGCUGAACGACGGGGUUCUGUGGGACGUGCGGGCCUCCCGGGCCGUACACAAGUUCGACAAGUUCAACAUGAACAUCAGCGGCGUGUUUCACCCCAGCGGCCUGGAGGUCCUCAUCAACACCGAGAUCUGGGACCUGAGGACCUUCCACCUGCUGCACACCGUCCCCGCUCUGGACCAGUGCCGCGUGGUGUUCAACAGCAGCGCCACCGUCCUGUACGGAGCGAUGCUGCAAGCCGACGACGAGGACGAGGCCAUGGACGAGCAGAUGAAGAGUCCGUUCGGCUCGUCCUUCAGAACCUUCGACGCCACAGACUACAAGCCCAUCGCUACAGUGGAUGUCAAGAGGAACAUCUUGGACCUGUGCACUGACAGCAAAGACUGCUACCUGGCUCUCAUCGAGAACCAGGACACUGUGAGCUUGGACACGGUGUGUAGGCUGUACGAGGUGGGACGUCAGAAGCUGCCGGAGGAGCGACACGACGACGAUGAGGACGAGGACGACGACGAUCAGGAUGACGACGACGACUCCUCGGACACGGACGACGACGACAUCGACACAGACCGGCUCAUAGCGGAGCUGACCAGCGAGGACCCAGAGAACGUGGGCCGCGCCGGCUCCGUCAGCGAGGAGGAGGUUGUCCGUCUCCUCCACAGCCGCAGCAGCAUGGAGGAAGACGAGGAUGAUGAUGACGACGACGACUCAGACCGGUCAGAUGCAAGUGAUAACGGACCAGACUCUGGUGACCUGUCGGCACCGUCGGAUGAUGAGGACGCUCAGCUCUUGGGCUCGUGGUCGUGAUUGGACUCACGGACUGUUGUCCUGAAGAGGAUCCUCGGCUCAGACUGUUCUAGUUUCAGGCCAGUGGAGUGUGAGCGCCUCGAGUCCUGGAGGUGAAAAAACUCUGCUUGUUCUGACACUUUUAGCGCAACGAAGGCGGAGUUAGGAGCCAAACAGUUUUAACGUCCACCUCAAAUUUAAUUUAUUUUGAGUGUUUUGACUUUAUUUAUUUCUAAUUAUUCCAGACAGCAGCACUGACUGUCAUCAGGUUGACGUUUUUGUUUCAUUCACUGUUUUAUUCAUUUCACAGUUAAAACAAGUCAAAGUUUUCUUUUUGAAGAACAGAGUUUUUACCUGAAAGUCAAUGAUGCAAAUAAUCAGACGGUGAAGUUCAAUAAAACCUCUGUCAUCAUGUUUUUCAUUGAUGAAGCCAUUGUUGAUUAGAAUUUGUCAUGGAAAUUUAAAACGUCAGUUUUUUUGUUGCGCUGUUAAAAACCACACGCGUUCUUCCUCAAAGCGUGAGAGACGUCUUCCUGCAGGUCACUGGUCCCAGAGCUCUUAAACUGGGAAACGGGACGUGACCUGCUGAACAUCCACAGCAUCAAACAUGUCCAGCUGUUUGUUUGGCCGCUUUUAAACCUCACCUGAAGGCGAUGCAGAUUAAAGUUUAAAAUGGAACCACAA
Molecule: messenger RNA, 5382 nt
Organism: Betta splendens (Siamese fighting fish)
Lineage: Eukaryota; Metazoa; Chordata; Actinopteri; Anabantiformes; Osphronemidae
Product: DDB1- and CUL4-associated factor 1-like
Exons: 30
Coding region: 193-4719 (1508 amino acids)
Biological process (GO): protein ubiquitination
Cellular component (GO): nucleus; Cul4-RING E3 ubiquitin ligase complex
Molecular function (GO): histone H2AT120 kinase activity; nuclear estrogen receptor binding
Source: RefSeq, a predicted model, not a curated record